AUGGCCGCCACGGCCAGCGCGCGCGCCGUGGCCCUGCAGGCCCUGCUGCCGCUGCUUUUGCCACCGCUGCUGCUGCUGACCGCCCCGACUUGCAACGCUCAAGAUUCCUCCCCUGACGCUGUGAAUGAAGUCCCUGUACCCUACAGUGAAGGCGGCACGCAGGAGCUGCACGCGCUGCUCAAGGGGCAGGCGCUGCUGCCGUGCGACAUCACCCCCGAGGAGCCCGGCGACAGCGUGUUCCUGGUGGUGUGGUACAAGGACGACCUCACGCCCAUCUACAGCUACGACGUCCGCGGCAAGCACAGCGGCUCGCCCUCGCACUGGAAGAACCUGGACGUGGUGCAGCAGCGCGCCUACUUCCGCACCAGCACGGAGCCCGCCUCGCUGGCGCUGAGCGACGUGGAGGAGCGCGACUCGGGCCACUACCGCUGCCGCGUGGACUUCAAAGCCAGCCCCACGCGCAACACCAAAGUGCGACUCGUCGUUGUCGUGCCCCCCGGCAAGCCCACCAUCGUGGACUCGGCCGGCCACCGCGUGGAAGGCUCGACGCGGCCCUACGAGGAGGGCCAGUCGCUGGAGCUCACCUGCCUCGUCCACGGCGGUCGGCCCGUGCCCACGCUGUCCUGGUGGCGCGGCUCGCAGCUGCUGGAGUCCAUGGACACGACGGCGGAGCUGGCGCCGUUCGGGGCGUCCGGGCCGCGGUCCAGGAAGCUGCGCAUCGCCAGCCUGUCGCGCCGCCACCUGCACGAGGCGCUGCACUGCCAGGCCGCCAACAACAACCAGUCGCGGCCCGUCUCCACCUCCGUGGCCGUGGACAUGCGACUGAGGCCGCUGAGCACCAGCAUCCUGCCCACGGACGGCGCGCCGCUCUCCGCGCACAAGCCCGUGCAGCUGGUGUGCCAGUCGGUGGGCUCCCGCCCGCCCGUCAAGAUCACCUGGCUGAAGGACGGCAAGCGGCUAGACAAUGCCAAUCAAGUGGAGACCAACGAAGGCAACGUCUCCACGUCCACGCUCACGUUCGUGCCGCUGCAGCGCGACAACAACAAGACGCUCAAGUGCCGCGCCGAGAACGGCCACGUGUUCAACGGCACGCAGGAGGACGUCAUGAAGCUCAACGUGUUCUUCCCGCCGACGCUGCGCCUGGAGCUCGGCAAGGGCAUCAAUCCCAAUGACAUCGAGGAGGGCGACAACGUGUACUUCGAGUGCCACGUCAACUCCAACCCGCCGGCCUACAAAGUGGUGUGGAAGCACAACGGCGUCCCCAUCCAGGGCAACACGCGCGCCGGCGUGAUCCUCAUCACGCAGAACCUGGCGUACCAGCGCAUCUCGCGCACGCAGGCCGGCAACUACUCGUGCGUGGCGUCCAACGUGGAGGGCGACGGCACCAGCAACCUGGUGGCGCUCAACGUCAUGUACAAGCCGGUGUGCGUGGAGGGCCAGAAGCGCGUCUACGGCGUGGCGCGCCAGGAGCGGGCCGAGGUCCUGUGCCAGGUGGCCGCCUACCCGCCGGCCGAGUCCUUCCGCUGGUCCUUCAACAACACCGCCGAGACGCAGGACGUGCCGCCGGCGCGCUACAGCACGGCGCCCACGCACGUCCCGGGCCGCGGCAGCGCCACGCACUCGGGCUCCACGCUCAGCUACACGCCCGCCACCGAGCUGGACUACGGCACCGUCAUGUGCUGGGCCACCAACCGCGCCGGCAGCCAGGCAGAGCCCUGCGUCUUCCACAUCAUCGCCGCCGGCAAGCCGGACACGCCCUUCAACUGCACGCUGCUGAACCAGACGUCGUCCGCGCUGGGCGUGGAGUGCGUGGCGGGCUUCGACGGCGGCCAGCCGCAGCGCUUCGAGCUGGAGGUGUACGAGGCCGCGUCGCACCGCCUGCUGGCCAACGUGUCCUCGGACCUGGCCGGCUUCACGGUGACGGGGCUGGCCCCCGGUCUGGUGCUGCGCAUGCUGGUGUUCGGGACCAACAGCAAGGGCCGCUCCGAGCCCGCCAAGCUGGAGGGCUUUACGCUCAAGAGCGCCGAGAAGCAGACUGAAGAGAAUCUGCUGUCCUUGCUAGGCCCGCCCGAGUUGACGCUGACGCCGGUGCUGGGCGGCGUGCUGGGCGUGGACAAGGCCGCCCUGCCGCUGCGGGACGACGCCGACGACCUGCCGCCCUACUCCGACAAGGACGACCGCAACCCGGACCUCAUCCCCUGCAACAAGGAUUCGGACUACCAGCUGGGCACGCCCGGCCAGAAGACGCUGACCCCGGACAACGGUGUGCUGGGCGGCCACCACGGCGUGGUGCACGCCACGCUGCGCAACGGCGACGUCUUCAGCAAGCAGGACAACCGGGAGGCGGAGCGGGAGCGCUACAUCGGCAGACAGUUUCGGGAGGUGCGGUGCAGAUGUUUGUGCAACAUUGGUGCCCUUACCUUGGAUCCCUUAGAACUCGAGCCUCGUUUUGAAGGGCAAUCCUAG
Thrips palmi is the source of this 2466-nucleotide messenger RNA. Its product is annotated as nephrin-like. The coding region runs from base 1 to 2466 and encodes 821 amino acids. Gene Ontology annotation, molecular function: protein binding. The transcript has 18 exons. The record is from RefSeq and is a predicted model, not a curated record. NCBI's taxonomy places the organism in Eukaryota, Metazoa, Arthropoda, Insecta, Thysanoptera, Thripidae.